This is a messenger RNA of Physella acuta, 881 nucleotides long. RefSeq lists its product as uncharacterized. Gene Ontology annotation, molecular function: oxidoreductase activity, acting on paired donors, with incorporation or reduction of molecular oxygen, reduced ascorbate as one donor, and incorporation of one atom of oxygen. NCBI's taxonomy places the organism in Eukaryota, Metazoa, Mollusca, Gastropoda, Physidae. The record is from RefSeq and is a predicted model, not a curated record.
AUGGUCAACCUUGGCACCGACGAUCCCAUAAUUCUCCUACCCGGGGACGAGAUCGUGACCACAUGCGAGUUCAGCACGGCCAAGUUAGACCACUCAGUGGUGCAGGGGGAGGCAACCUCUGAUGAGAUGUGCAGCGGGGUACUCACCUACUACCCGAAGAGCAACGUGACUAACGAAUUUUGCUUCAGUGGAGGCCCGGGUAUCAGUUACUGUGAUCCCGCCUCGUGGUCAAGGUUUCAAUGUGCCGACCCCUACGCGUUUCUCUCUCCGUCAAGCGUCAACGUCUCCUCACUCUACCAGGGCCUGGUGUCCAACUGUCGGCCGUUCGGUCCCUGUCUGCAGGAGUGUGUCCAGUACAUCACACAACAGGCCCGUGUCGACGGUUGUCUCAGGGGCGAAAUAUACAAAUAUAUACAGGAAAAUAUCCUGAGCUUCCACGAAGAGGGCCGUAACAUGAUGGCCCUGAUGGCCUCAUGCCAGACGGAAGUUUACCUGGCCAUGGCAGCCAUUACGCCAACCGUUGAGGAGCGGGGACUGGCUCUCCAUAUCAGUGCUGGAGCUCUGCUGGUCGUGUUGGUGCCAGCUCUAGUCCUGCUGUUCUAGGAAAGGACAGAGUGUAGGCGAUGACAGCAUUUAAUGUGUGACUUAUAAUGUAUAUAAUUUGGUUUUCAUUUUUCUAAUAGGUAUCUAUGGCCUAUUUUAUUUUAAGUGCGUCGGAUAUUAGCAAUUUAGUUAUUUCUUUGCUUUGUCACUAAUAUGGUUCAACGUGUAGUAAAGCACAUUGCGCUUUGACCAAUAACUAUUUUAUAAAAUAUUUUUCUCAAACAAAAAUUACAUUAAAAUAUAAAGUCCUAAAAUUCACGUGUAACGUGUAGUAAAGC